Molecule: messenger RNA, 2829 nt
Organism: Theileria equi strain WA
Lineage: Eukaryota; Apicomplexa; Aconoidasida; Piroplasmida; Theileriidae
Product: DEAD box ATP-dependent RNA helicase family member protein
Exons: 3
Coding region: 1-2829 (942 amino acids)
Molecular function (GO): ATP binding; nucleic acid binding; RNA helicase activity
Source: RefSeq, a predicted model, not a curated record
AUGGGUGCACUAGAACGUUCAUCAUCUUCGCACAGGCGCGACUCCCCUAGGAGGUCUCAUAGGAAACGCAGUAGAAGCUCUCAUCGACAUCAUAGAAAAUAUUCUAGUGAUAGGAAAGAUCGUUCUAGAAGUCAUAAUCGUGAUAGGAGACGACAUGAUCGCCACAAGCGACGUCAUAGGGAUUCUUCCAGAAGUUCCUCCAGGGAAAGUCCACCUUCUAAGCAAAAUGAUAGGAAUGAUAAACAUGAAGUGAAAGAAAAUGCUUCAGAAAAACCGAAAGGUGAUUCUGUCGUAGAUGUGAAGUCUUCUGUGGAUACUACCAAACUCGACCGCUUGUCCAGGUUUAAAAAAUUGGCUGAGAGUAGAAAGAAAAUGGUAUCAGAAAACAAUAAUGCCAUAUCUAUGAAAAUCACAAGUUCAGACAAGGCAAAACCUGAAACAAGUGUGUUGCCGGUUUUCCAGGCUUCAAAUGAGAGUUCAUCAAAUAUUCAACAAAUGACCGAUAGUUUAGAUGAUGGAAUAGAUCCAUUAGAUCGGUACAUGCUAAAAUUAGAGGAAGAGAAUAAAUAUGAGUUGCAAGAAAGUUUUAAUCAGAUUUUACCCAUAGAAGAAACUGAAGAACAAGUCGAUCCCUCCAAGGUUGUAACUUUGGAGGACAUAAUGGCCUGGUCUAAUGAUGAUAAAGUCAAAGAUGAAAAUAUAGACGAGGAAGAUUUCGUAUCUCGCUUAAAAGAAAAAUCAAUUGUUGAUGUAAAUGACACUGUUGCCUCCGAUGAUGAACGAUACUUUAGUGAUAAUGAUCCUGAUGUAGAGGAACAUAACAAUCCAAAUUCAUAUUCUGAUUUGUUGGGGAAAAUAAAGACAAAGCGUGAAUUACCUCGCGUUGAUCACUCUAAAAUAGACUACCUACCAUUUAACAAGAACUUUUAUGUGCAAGUUUCUGCCAUAACAGCUAUGAAGGAGCACGAAGUAGAUGCCUUUAGAAAGACUAAUGGAAAUAUACGUAUAAGGGGAAAACAAUGCCCACGUCCAAUUUAUAGUUUUUCCCAGUGUGGUUUACCAGAUCCUAUUUUAUCAUUGUUACAAAAGAGAGAAUAUGAAAAGCCAUUCCCAAUACAAAUGCAAUGCAUUCCUGCUUUAAUGUGUGGAAGGGAUGUUAUUGGUAUCGCAGAAACAGGAUCUGGUAAAACUCUUGCAUUUUUGUUACCCGCUAUAAGGCAUGUAUUGGAUCAACCAAAGUUGAGAGAAAUGGAUGGAAUGAUCGUUUUAAUUAUUUCUCCCACUAGAGAGCUUACAAUUCAAAUCUCCAAGGAAUGUUCUAAGCUAUGUAAAACUGUUGACCUCCGAGUUGUAGCUGUAUAUGGUGGUGCUGGCAUAGGAAAACAGUUAAAUUCACUUAAAAGAGGGGCUGAGAUCGUUUGCGGUACCCCUGGAAGAUUGAUUGAUGUUUUAACUACUAGUAAGGGGAAGGUCACAAAUCUGAGGCGUGUGACUUUUUUAGUUUUGGAUGAAGCCGACCGUAUGUUUGAUAUGGGAUUUAGCCCUCAAAUUACCGCAAUUAUAGAUAAUAUUCGGCCAGAUAGACAGACUGCCCUAUUUUCAGCAACAUUCCCUCCAGUGAUUGAAAAUUUGGCCAAAAAAAUUUUGACAAAGCCUCUGCAGAUAAUUGUUGGUGAGCGUGGUAAAAGCGCUUCUCAAGUUGACCAACAUGUGGUAAUAUUACCUGAAGGAAGAAAAAUCUACUACUUAUUAAAAUUGUUAGGAGAGUGGCAUGAACAUGGUAGUAUCAUAAUAUUUGUAAAUAGGCAGUUGGAUGCUGACAAUCUAUUUGCAGAACUACUAAAGUAUGGCUAUGAAUGCGCUGUUCUACACGGUGGACAGGACCAAACAGAUCGUGAAUUCACUCUUCAGGAUUUUAGGGAGGGGAAAAAGGGGAUUUUGAUUUCAACUUCUAUAGCUGCACGGGGGAUAGACGUUAAGUCUGUCGUAUUAGUCAUAAAUUACGCGGCUCCUGAUCAUUUUGAAGACUAUGUUCAUAGAGUGGGUAGAACAGGAAGAGCAGGAAAUUUUGGUACAAGCUAUACAUUUUUGGCGCCAGAGGAAGCCUCAAAAUCCCAUGAUAUAAUUAGAGCUCUUAAAUUGGCAAAUCAAGACGUACCAGAAGAACUAACUCAGUUAGCGCAAGCCCAUUUGGCCACGGUUGAUAGUAAGCAGAGAUUUAAAGGUGGAUUUGGGGGUAAAGGGUUCAAGUUUACGGAUGCAGAGAGGUCUAGACAGCAACAAGAGCGAAGAAAUGCAUGUAAAGAAUUGGGUUUUGGAAAUGAUGAAGAUGAGGAUGAACCUGAUUCUACUCCUAUGAUCGCAAAUGCAAUUGCUCAAUCGGCAAAAACAGCCCUUCAAAGUGCUAAGGAAGUUGCAAAACAAUAUGAAAAGUCGUAUCUGAAUCAACCAACACCAAUGAUCAAGGGACUGUCUUGUGCGGGAUACAUAGACGCUAGCACGGGAAAUACUAUUGACGAAUUUAACAUAAAUUCAUUCCCAGAAUCAGUUAGAUCGAAGAUAACAAACAAGGAGGUUCUUGCACGUGUCUCAGAGAAUACAAAUGUAACGCUGCAGGUAAAGGGAUUCUACAAUCCUAUGGAUCCUGCUACGCGUAACCUAGCGAUGCUUGGUGGUACUAAGGGCUUGUAUAUCGAAAUCAUCGGACCUAGUGUUAUUUCAGUGCAAAGAGCAGUGAAUGAACUCAAGAUGAUUAUACAGGAGAUUACGGUGGGUCAGCCGGGCCAACCUCCGUUACCUAAGCCUAUAGGUCGUUAUACUGUAAUAUAA